Molecule: messenger RNA, 4009 nt
Organism: Myripristis murdjan (pinecone soldierfish)
Lineage: Eukaryota; Metazoa; Chordata; Actinopteri; Holocentriformes; Holocentridae
Gene: kcnk3a
Product: potassium channel, subfamily K, member 3a
Exons: 2
Coding region: 78-1280 (400 amino acids)
Biological process (GO): potassium ion transmembrane transport; stabilization of membrane potential
Cellular component (GO): plasma membrane
Molecular function (GO): potassium ion leak channel activity; outward rectifier potassium channel activity; open rectifier potassium channel activity
Source: RefSeq, a predicted model, not a curated record
AGCCAGCCGAGCUCCCCGUCCUCCAGAUCCGCGCUCAAACUUCGGGAGUCCCCCAGCGAGUCACCCUGACACCCACGAUGAAGAGGCAAAACGUGCGGACCCUUGCCCUCAUCAUCUGCACCUUCACGUACCUGAUCGUCGGCGCUGCUAUUUUCGACGUGCUGGAAUCCCAGAAGGAGACGACCCAGAGGAAGGAGCUGGACAAGAGGAAAGGGGAGCUGCUGAAAACGUACAACUUGUCCGCGGACAACUUCAACGAACUGGAAAAGGUGGUGCUGCAGCUGAAGCCGCACAAAGGCGGAGUGCAGUGGAAAUUCGCCGGGUCGUUUUACUUCGCCAUCACUGUGAUCACCACCAUAGGAUAUGGCCAUGCAGCCCCCAGCACAGAUGGAGGGAAGGUGUUCUGCAUGCUCUACGCCCUCCUGGGCAUCCCGCUCACUCUGGUCAUGUUCCAGAGCCUGGGUGAGCGUAUCAACACCUUCGUCAGGUACCUGCUCCACCGCCUGAAGAAGUGCCUUGGCAUGCGGCGCACUGAGGUCUCCAUGGUCAACAUGGUGAUCAUUGGCUUAAUAUCCUGCAUGACCACACUGUGCGUGGGGGCGCUGGCUUUUUCCCACUUCGAGGGCUGGAGCUUCUUUCAUGCCUACUACUACUGCUUUAUCACGCUCACCACCAUCGGCUUUGGGGACUAUGUGGCACUGCAGAAGGACGAGGCUUUGCAGAAGAAGCCUGAGUAUGUGGCCUUCAGCUUCAUCUACAUCCUGACGGGCCUGACUGUGAUCGGAGCCUUCCUCAACCUGGUGGUGCUGCGCUUCAUGACGAUGAACGCUGAAGAUGAGAAGAGGGAUGCGGAACAGCGGGCCCUCCUUGCGCGGAACGGUCAGGCUGGUGGGCACCACCACUGUGCCAUCAACCCAGCCUCCUCCUCCUCCACACCUUCUGCGUGUGGCGGAGGGGGCGCGGUCGGAGUCAGCGGGGGAGGAGCGGCGAGUCGGGGGCUGCGUAAUGUUUACGCUGAGGUGCUCCACUUCCAGUCUAUGUGCUCCUGCCUGUGGUACAAGAGCAGGGAGAAGCUGCAAUACUCCAUACCCAUGAUUAUCCCACGUGACCUCUCCACCUCGGACGCCUACAUGGAGCAGGGAGAGGUGUUCACCAACCCCCUGCACUCCAAUGGCUGCGUGUGCAGCGUGCAGCACCACUCGGGCAUCAGCUCGGUGUCCACGGGGCUGCACAGCAUCAACACCUACAGAGGACUCAAUAAACGGCGCAUCUCCAUCUAGAGGCCAGGAGGACUCAAUGCUUUUCAUCAAGUCCCACCUCUUUCUACCAUGUGGGGAGGGCCCUGCUACUGUGGCACUAGACCAGCUAUGUCAGGGGAGCACAACUCCAGUCCUAAAGAGACACAGUACUCUUGGUGUUUGCUUCUCUCUGAUGACUGAAUAGUGGUGCCUGCCUCUAUGUGCUGCACUCCACUGUAGCCUUCAAACUCUAGCCAUAUACAUAACUUCCACUGGCUUGUAAGCACAACCCAUUUAGGACCAAGGUAGUUACUGAUGUCAAUGGUAAAAUAAUGCUAAUGGUUGUUUAAUAAGUAUGUGCAUUCAUUAUUCAGAGCCUGAUUCUGUUACUGUUAAAAGGCAGGGAACAAAAAAGCAACAUGUGUGGCUCUCUUGGACCAAAGUUCUGCACCUCUGAAUUCAUAGUACAGAAUUCAGCAUUUUCUGCGUUCACUGACUCGUUUGCCGUGAGGUUGAAUAAAAUGACAAUAUGAAAAAGGACAUUUUACACUGUGAGAGAUAUUUUUAUGAGGGAGUGAGGGAGUAUAAACUGUAUAUAAUGAUCCCCUGAAAAAAAAAAAAAAACCUUAUUUUAUUUGAGAGUUUGAAGUCCUCUUUUUCCACAAAGACUUAAAGGAAUCCUCAAGUUGUAAGUAUUAUGCUCACUAGAAUGAAAUGAAAAUGUGUAUAUAUUUGGACACAUCGUUACUGUAGUUGUGGGAAAGCCUAUUUUUUCAGUGAAAGUUUUCAAAAGAAACUCUUGUCUGUCUGUUCUCCUGUGUGUCUCUAACUGAAGUUCAGGUUCAAGCCAAACUUUUGAUCUACUUUGUCUAUUUUCCUUUUUAAGAGAGAACUUACAUUUCAGGCAUUUCACUGACACUUUUAUCUAUAAUGACAUAGGAUGAGGGAGCAGGUAGGGUUUGAGUGGCUUUCUGAAGGACAUUUUGAUGGGACACAGCUGCUGUGGGGGGGUCAAACUUAUGACAUUAUGGACGCAGGACGGUCUAUCUAACCACUAGGCAACCCUGCUGCCCAUUUCAGACCUCACUGUUGUAUUUUGUACAAAUCACUAUGAAUUUCUUUUUAAGCAUUUCUUUCGGUGUAUCAAGCUGUUUUAUGUACUUAUUUGUCAUAUCUUUUCACAUAGCACAACUACAUUCUAAUAGUUAAACUUAGAGCAUGUAAGCUCACUUUGUGCUUAGUAGACAGUCUUACUCACUGCUGCACUUUAGACGUUUGAUGUAUAUGCUUUAGCACACUGGAAAUCAGUGUACAAUAUUUUUUUUUUUUUAAUGGAAUUGCAUUAUGUUUUGGUAUCUAAAUUAUAUGCCCUGAUUAAUUCUUUCUCCUGUCAUCAGUCUGACAUGUUUGACUAAAUAGUCUCUGCAUUAGCGAUGGUUGCAAACAGUUAUUGCAGUGCACCUCACAAAUAAAGGGCCUCAAAGUUUGGACCUCAUGCACUUAGGGGGUCAUCUCUCCAGCCCUGCUGAACACACUUGAUUCAGUCAAUUAAGGUCUUUAUGCAGUGUUUGUUUUUGUUUUUGUGCAAGUUUUUGGACUAAAGUGUUUAUGAGUUCAUUAGUUUUCAGUAACUAUUAGUUACGCAAUUCAUUUUAGGUUUUUUCUUUUGUUUUCCUUUUAGUUUUUGUUCAUUAUAUUUCAUCAGUUUAAUCUUGUCACAUUCAUUUCACAUUCAUCUGUUUUCAUCCUAUUUUUCUACUGGAACAUUCAUAUUGGCUGCAGUGUGCCUGUUAACAGUCUUUGAGUGGCUCUGUACUCAAUACUGGAGAAUAUACAUUUAGGCAUCACUUUAUUUAUAUACUACACUGUUGACUAUCAACAAUGUAUCAACAGAUAUUCAACAUUUUUGGCUAUCAAUAAAUGUUCAGCAAACUGAACUAUCUUUAAGUUGUUUGUCAAAUACCCCAACUCAAAUUAUUAGUAAUCGGCUCAUGGUAGACCAUAACCAACUUUGUUAAUCACAUUAACAAUAUACAUAUAUAUAUAUAUAUAUAUAUUGUUAAAGUUGUAGGACAGUAUUUUAAUUCGCUCAUGAUACAAUUCCAUGUGUAGGAGUGUGUUGAUACUAAACACAGACCCAGCUGAUGAAGUUUGCUGAUCAGAUGCUCCUUAUAGUCUACCAGUGGUUACAUGAAGUUAAUUGCCUGUUGAGACAAAUCUUUUGACAUUUAACUGAUGCUGUAGAGAAGCAACAGUGAGCCAAAAUAAAAUAUCACCUGCCUUUAUUCACCCCCGUUUUAAACAUGAUCAUAUUUAAUUUAAUGCUAAACAAUACCUUAUCAAUUUGAAUGUCCAUCGGUUUUUGAAUGAUUUUGGUCCCGUCACAUUUGUUCCUGUCACAUGUCACAAAAAUGCAAAACUAUGUUACUGUGCCCACUGUUAUUUGAAGCUAAGUGUUAACUUGUUGUCAAGUCUUAGAUGUGUAAAUUAAGGCUGUUGUAAUCCCUCUAGUAACCAUUUUUUGUCAACAGAUUUAAGAUUCUUUAGGAGAGCUCGAUUGGAGCCACAGCCUGCAGCACCGGGACAACUAAACCUAAAAUGUGGGGACACCAAAACAGUUCACUGGAUUGACUGAGACUGUAUUGGAUUCUGAAAUUUCAAUCAUUUAAAGACUGUAAUACACUAUUUCUAUAUGAGUUGAAAUAAUUUAUCAUUCUGUCAUUUGUUAAUCAGAUUUUCUAAAUAAAAACAUAAAUUCAUUAUUGGUUGCA